UCACUUGUAGUGUAGGGGAGGGAAAGGAGGAGGGGAGAGGGAGGAGCAGAUUCACGGCUUGCUCAAACAACGGGAUUUUUCCUCCACAUGGCCCUGAACUUCUUCCCCUCUUCAUUUUUCAUUCUAUUGCACAGCUGAUUUCUAGGGGAACAAGUUGAGAGGAGAGGGCCAUGGGGAACAAAAAGAGUUGGGAUGUGGAACUCAAUGGGACUGUGAUUGUGCCGGAGACAAAGGCAAACCCACAAAAGGGGAAGGAUGAGCUAGAAGAAAGAGGCCAGUGGACUAACAAAGUAGAGUAUGUGCUUUCUGUGGCUGGAGAGAUCAUCGGUCUGGGAAACGUUUGGCGAUUUCCUUAUCUCUGCUACAAGAACGGAGGUGGGGCCUUCUUAAUUCCAUAUGCCAUCUUUCUCUUUAUCUGUGGAAUUCCACUCUUCCUCUUGGAGACAGCCUUGGGACAAUACACCAGUCAAGGAGGAAUCACUGCCUGGAGAAAGAUCUGUCCUAUCUUUGAAGGAAUUGGAUAUGCUUCACAAGUGAUUGAAUCUUAUCUGAAUAUUUAUUACAUUGUCAUUCUGUCUUGGGCCCUAUUUUACCUCUUUAACUCCUUCUCAGCUGUAUUACCCUGGUCCAAUUGCAACAAUUACUGGAACUCAGAAUACUGUGUGGACGUUCUGAAUGUCUCCGAUUCUGUGAAUAAUACUAACGCCACUUCUCCAGUUAUCGAGUUUUGGGAGAGGCGAACACUGAAAAUAACAGAAGGUCUUCACGAUCUGGGCACUGUGCGCUGGGAGUUGGCUCUCUGCCUCUUGCUGGCCUGGAUCAUCUGCUAUUUCUGCAUCUGGAAAGGAGUCAAGUCCACUGGCAAAGUAGUCUACUUCACUGCCACUUUCCCUUACCUAAUGUUGAUCGUGCUGCUAAUUCGAGGAGUCACUCUCCCUGGGGCUUUAGAUGGAAUUAUAUUCUACUUAAACCCAGACAUUUCCAGAUUGGCUGAUCCUCAGGUAUGGAUGGAUGCAGGUACUCAGAUCUUCUUUUCAUAUGCCAUUUGCCAAGGAUGCUUGACGGCUCUUGGCAGCUACAACAAAUAUAACAACAAUUGUUACAGAGAUUCCUUCAUGCUCUGUUUCCUGAACAGUGCCACAAGCUUUGCGGCAGGCUUUGCCAUCUUCUCUGUCUUGGGCUUCAUGGCGCAGGAACAAGGUGUCCCCAUUUCAAAAGUAGCUGAAUCAGGUCCUGGCCUAGCAUUUAUUGCUUACCCCAAAGCAGUAACCAUGAUGCCUAUAUCUCAGCUGUGGGCCUGUUUGUUCUUCCUUAUGUUGAUCUUCUUGGGGCUGGACAGUCAAUUUGUCUGUGUCGAGAGCUUAGUGACUGCCAUCGUUGACUUGUUCCCGGAAGUCUUCCGUAAGAAAGGACGUAGGGAGCUGCUGAUCCUGGGCAUUGCUGUGAUCUGCUAUCUCAUUGGCUUGCUGCUGGUCACGGAGGGUGGGAUGUACAUCUUCCAGCUGUUUGAUUAUUAUGCAGCCAGCGGCACGUGCCUUCUCUUUCUUGCCAUCUUUGAAGUCAUCUGCAUUGCGUGGGUUUACGGAGCUGAUCGUUUUUAUGACAAUAUCGAAGAUAUGAUUGGCCGCAAACCCUGGCCCCUGAUUAAAUACUGCUGGCUCUACCUCACACCUGGUCUUUGUCUGGCCACCUUCCUGUUUUCACUCAUUAGAUACCAACCCCUCAAAUACAACAAUGUUUAUGAGUAUCCUCCAUGGGGGAUUGCAGUGGGUUGGGUGUUGGCCUUAUCCUCUAUGAUCUGCAUACCGUCCUACAUUAUAUUCAGCUUCCUGAAAACCAAAGGAUCUGUCAAAGAGCGCUUACGCCAGCUCACUGCUCCAGCAGAAGACUUGCCCCAGCCAAAAAAGCAUCUGAUGGGCACUUCUGGAAGGGAAUGUUCUGAAGUGGGAUCCCAGCAUCCAGUCAAGGAAGUGCUUGGCAAGACGGGGAAGGAAACCAACUUCUAGAGCUUUCUGACAUUCUGGAAGAGUCUCUUCAUAUUUCUGAAGACUUCUGCUUAUAUCCAGGUUGAGUUUCCUCUGAGAUCUUCCUUAUUCUCUUAAGAUGUCAGCAAUUUCUAAGAACGGACCACUGGAUGGAAAAGAACCAACCCUUGUUUUUCCAUCUGCACAAGAAGAGCUGUAAAACCAUCAUGGUGAGGAUCACGGCUCAAGAUCUCCAUGAAACCCUUCUCCUUGACAUUGUUGGAGAAGGAGCUAUCACUUUGUGAAUGCUGCAUAUGCACUCUCUAUCCUUGAAUGGUGUUGUGUUCUGUUUGCAAGAAUUAAGUACGCAGCAUGAUCAGGUUACCUGAAAAUUAUCUGUUGAAGCUGGUCAACCUGACUCAUCGUUUCUUUAAUCAUUCUUCCACUGCUACCUCCACUCUUUGAUACAAAUGGUUAACAAUUCUGUGAAAAAAACCCUAAUCCAGGAACCUCUGAGAUUAGCCAAAUGUGUACUCUGUGACAGCAGGAUGAAUGCGUCUUGGACAAGUUUGAUGGAUUACUUUUUUUUCUCUAUUGUUCUCAAUGGUUUACAUAAAUCUGCUACAGGUGAGGGUUUCUUUCAACAAACAUCAUACCCAUCUAUUUGGACUUUCUAAAUUAAAGUUGAUUGAACAGUCUCUCCCACUGGUGACAGCCCAGGGGAGAGAAAAGUGGCAAAUUGGAAGCAAAAUAAUUUUGUGAGAUACUGCCUUCACAUUCUCUCCUUCAUCUUUUGGAGAAAAGAUUGGCACUGAAAGGCUGACAGUCUUUCAGUUUGAAUAUACCUCAUCUGACACUGCUCCAUGUGGCAUCCUUGAGUUGUUGGAAAACUAGAACAAAAAAAUGGAAAUGCCAAAAUUGCCUUAGUGUGUGUGGGAAACACAUAAGAAAUAAUCAACUUGAGAAUGACCCACUCCUGGACACGUACCUUGGCACAGCGAUGCAAAAACUUGCAUAUGAUUUAUAACGCAAAAGUAAAAAAUAAGAAAUGCAACUUACAAUCAGCCAGAAGAACGAGAGUUGUGCAGAGCGAGCUGGUUUGCCUGCCUUUAUUUCUUAUGUAACUGCUCUAUUUUAUUUUUUUUUAAAAAGGACAAUUUAAUAUGCUCUUAUGCAGCAUGAAUGUACUCAGAAUUUCUCCCAUGGCAUUUAGUACUCCUACAAAUUGACAGAAUUCUUUGUUUCUUUGCAUCUGUUUUCAGAAAUGCCCUCUGUCCCAAGCAAGGCAGCUUCCAAGGAACUGUAUAUACAAUUGAAGUCAUUGUCCCUUGCUGUAAUAGUGCUGGUGAAUUUGACUUUUCAGCAGAGGUAUAAAAAAGUCAAAACGAUGACCAUAAUUGUAAAAUUAAAGCCUUGCCCCCCAUUUUACAUGUGUUGCACAAGUGAUGCGUGCAAAAAAGGGGUGGGGCUUCAUUAGUGUGCUUGUAGUCCCCAUUUGGAUUGCCACUGACAGUCCUGCUUCCAGCCUACCUUUAAAUAAUAUAGUCCAAAGCAGGAAAUUUUCUAUUGUUACCAGGUUGCACGAUGCUAUUUCAGACUGUAGGAGAAAAAUGGAACUAAGAUUUCCCUUUAAGGUUUAUUUGACAUGAAAGUAAAUAUUAUAUUCAUUAUCUGAGUGUAAGUACAUAGUACCGGUCAGGGGUGUCAAACUGGCAGCCCGUGGGCUGGAUGCAUCCUGCACAGACCAUGCCCACCACAGCUCCGCGAAGGGGGAAAACGUCACGAAAUGUCACAUGGUGGCAAUGUGACGUGGAGAGUUUGACACCCGUGGUAAAGGUAGUCCUUGACUUACAACCACCAUUGAGCGCAAAGUUUCUGUUGCUAAGUGAAACAUUUGUUAAGUAAGUUUUGCCCCAUUUUACAUCUUUUCUUGCCCCAGUUGAUAAGUGAAUCACUUAUCAGUGAGAGAGAGAGUCUCCUGCUUGAGCAGGUGAUUGAACUAGAAGACCUGCAGAAUAACUUGGGUAUUCUGUAUUCUGUAUCAAUCUCCAUUAUCUAUAAUCCUUGAUCAAAGUGCUUUGUAAACUACAUGUUUAGUUUACUUGGAAGGAGGAAAGGGAUUUUAAUGAGUAUAGGUGCAUGGUGACUUUAUGACUGUCAUUCAUUGAUUCAAUCAUUUAUUCAUACAUUCAUUCAAUAGAAAUUUUAUGAUUGGGAUGGGAACUCUUUCCCAUCAACAUUCCCUUCGCAGACAUUUUUCAUGUAGAGGGUUCCUCCUGUCAGACCAAAUUAAUACAUUUUGGUUUCUUCCAAUUUUUAAUUUUUCUGAUGUAAUGCUAUAUUGUGUUUCUGAUCCUUUGAUUUUUUUUAAAAAAAAAUCCAUGAAAAUGAUACAUCUUUUGUAUUCUAAUGUAAUGCAUUUUACAAAUUUUGUCUAAUAAGCACAUAUUUUAUUUCUAAAAAAAAUCUUUAUAUUUGCCAUGCACUUUCACCAAGAUAAGCAUUUUUGUAGGCACUGUAUCAUGCUAUGUGCAUUUUCUAUGCCUUUUUUUUUAAAAAAAAGAAUUGCAUUGUUGAAUAUAAAAAACUGUAAAUGCCAAAGGGUAGCAGUUUCAUUCGGCAUAUUGACUGGAAAGAAAAAACAGAUUUGUCUGUAUGAAAAUAUGAACUAAGAACAUAUCACAUAUGUACUAUAUGUCUAACUUAUACAUUCCUAAUUGUCCACUAUGAAGCAAAAGCAUAAGAAACAUUCUUGUCUUCAUCAUCUUCAUGCAAAUAAGAUGAUCCAUGUAAAGUUGCCAAUUUACUAAUUUGUUUUUUUAUUAUCCCUACUUCUGGCCUGCCACAAUAUUCUGACUUGCAGAUAUUUAGCAUGUGAAUGGCUUCUAUUCCAGUUUGGUCCAGGUCUGGAAGUCAACCAACCUUCCAUCUGUAAUUAUUUUCCAAUCCAUUCCAAUUGGUCAAUUCACUGCAUCCAAAGAGAACCUCUGUAUAAUUUAUGAUGCUCACCUCAAUGUGAAUGCCUCUCUUCUAUUAAUAUUGCCUCUGUAUUUAAAUGGGAGAUGAUAACGAUUGAGAAAUUUCUCCAAGGUACCCUACAUGGAAACAAUGUUAGUUUCCUCCCUUCUAAGUAUCUUGAGCUAUAUUUCAUGAGUGCACAUCUAUGUAUACGUGAUAAUUCUUUGUACAUAAGAUACAGUCCCAUUUCCUUACUUUAUGAAGACAAUGGUUGAAAUUUCUUUUAGUUUAGGUUCUUCUGGAAGUCAGAAACUGUGAUCUGUGGCUAAGAAAGAAAUGCAGUAAAUGUGGUAAUUAAUUAGUAGCUGAUGGCACAGAAGCUUUUGAGCCAUAAACUUGCAUAUUGAAUGUGUCUCAUUUUUACAACUUGAGAACCUUUUGGCUCAUACAUCAAUUACAGAAGGUUAGGUGAAAUCCGCAGCUGAUUUGUUGCCUCAUCAAAAUUGGUCACUUUGCUAUGAUUUGUUGGGGGCAGCUAAAAUUAUUGAUAGAGCAGAUCUAUAAUUGGCCUUCAACCUCUGCACAGAUGCUGGUAGAGCCGGAAAUGGGCUAAUAAAUUUUAAAGUGAGGGCAUUCUGCUUACACUAGAAAUAAACUAGAGAUACAUGCUCCUUGGCCAUUAUUAUGUGCUACAGCUUAGAUAAAUAACACUGUGUCAACAAGAUAACCACACUGAUACGAAAGACAUAAAUGAAAGUUAUAAGAAAUAUUUUAGUGCCUAUGAUCUGUUUAAAAUCUGUUAUGAAAGUCAUGCUAAUCAUAAAAAUCUGAAACUUCAUGUAACAAAUAUGGGCCAAAAUCUGUAUGUAUUAAAAUUCACACAACAUGUAUUUUUGUGGAAGGGAUGGGGGGAAACUGAUGAAAAUGCUUUUCACUGUCCAGCCUUGUUCCAAACAGAAAGCUAGGCUGUAUCUCUCAAUCGUGUUUAUUUUCAAAGAAUGCUGAUGCGGAGACCAGAAGCAAUUGUGAAAAUAAAGAUAAUUCAUAGAAAA
This is a messenger RNA of Pantherophis guttatus, 5974 nucleotides long. Its product is annotated as sodium- and chloride-dependent betaine transporter-like. Gene Ontology annotation, molecular function: gamma-aminobutyric acid:sodium:chloride symporter activity. Lineage: Eukaryota; Metazoa; Chordata; Lepidosauria; Squamata; Colubridae. Gene Ontology annotation, biological process: amino acid transport; sodium ion transmembrane transport; nitrogen compound transport. The record is from RefSeq and is a predicted model, not a curated record. Gene Ontology annotation, cellular component: plasma membrane; cell projection.